Messenger RNA from Lobosporangium transversale, 605 nucleotides. RefSeq lists its product as hypothetical. The record is from RefSeq and is a predicted model, not a curated record. The coding region runs from base 82 to 492 and encodes 136 amino acids. NCBI's taxonomy places the organism in Eukaryota, Fungi, Mortierellomycota, Mortierellomycetes, Mortierellales, Mortierellaceae. The transcript has a single exon.
UUCACAACAUUAUACUCUCCAAACACUUAUACAUUCAACACCUAAAAUCUAUAACGCGACGAAAAAUUCAUAACUAGCAACAUGAAAUCCUUGUCGACCACUCUCUGCCUUGUUUUGGCUUCUGCCGUCCUAGCUUUGGCUCUAGUGACUGCUGCACCCCCCAAUGCCGUCACUACCACUGCUGAUGUUAUUACCACAACUGAGGCUGGUGAUAUUCCCGAGCCCACCUCCUCUGUUUCUGAGGGCGAUGGUGGUGUAACCCCUACGACCGGGCCCGUACUCCCUCCUGUGCCCUCUGCUGGCACUAGUGGUGUCGUUGUUCCUCCCGUCCCAUCUGCUCCUAUCGGCACUACUGGUGGUGCUGGAUCAUCUACUGUGAGUGCACCCAUUGCAACUGGCACAAAGCCCUCGAGCGCUCAGUCCUUUACAUCGCAGGCUUCGGCUCUGCUUGUGGUUACAGGAGCAGCAACUGCCAUUAUUGUCGGCUUUUAGACAAAAAAAAUAAAGUAGAAUACCCUCCAUUUUGUUCAAAAGCAUAAACCACCCCCUUUCUCUUCCCUAAUGGACUUCUUUAGUUUAAUUGAGAAAUUAAUAAAUAAAUUAAC